This is a messenger RNA of Apis florea (little honeybee), 2837 nucleotides long. RefSeq names its product LIM homeobox 1 (gene Lim1). Gene Ontology annotation, molecular function: zinc ion binding; DNA-binding transcription factor activity, RNA polymerase II-specific; RNA polymerase II transcription regulatory region sequence-specific DNA binding. Gene Ontology annotation, biological process: regulation of transcription by RNA polymerase II; neuron differentiation. Lineage: Eukaryota; Metazoa; Arthropoda; Insecta; Hymenoptera; Apidae. The record is from RefSeq and is a predicted model, not a curated record. Gene Ontology annotation, cellular component: nucleus.
ACAAAUAAUACUCGUCAAACAAUAUGAAAGUCACGCGCGAAUCCCGAUCAGAUCAGAAUUGAUCGUAUUAAAAAAAUAUUAAUCGCCUAAUGUUUCUCUCGAGAACAACAUUGAGGAUAUUUCAUGAUAUAUAUAUAAAAAUAUAUAUAUAUAUAAAAUGUAUUGAUAUCGAUUCUUAAAACCAAACAUCGAACAAUAGCGAAAAGAGGUCCUUAAUCGAUAGAAAGCAAUGCGUUGCCUCGGUACACGCCUCCGUCAGAAAACGAGCCUCGCGAUAAGGUUAUGUCUCGUGAAUCGGACAGAGGGCGCAUAAAUACAUGUACACAGGUAGAUAUGUAUACUAUCGGCGCGAAUAACGGAGGAAGCGAGAAAGAAGAUUGACGUACGUUCGCGGAAAGGAAAGCGGCAAAUAAAAAAGAAGGAAGAAAGAUGCCAUGGCCUGAGAUCAAGUAAAUGGGAAGAAGCAAGAGAAGGAAAUAAAAGGGAAAAGGAGAAGGUAGAGAAGUGAGAAGCGAAGGACGGAGGGGAGAAAAGAGGAAUAUUUCGCGGGCGCGAGUGGUAAAGAUUCUCUGAAACCUGUGGCAUUUCGCGAGGCACUCUUCUCUUCGGUAUACACCGAAGGGGGAUCGAUAGCGCGUCAGAGACGAGGAGAAUCAGGCGGCAGGCUAUUUCGAGCAACAACACGGCGGCAGAAGCAGCAGAAGCAGUAGCAACGACAGAAGCGUCCCGUCCGCCGCUAGAGAUCCGCAGCCAUUCCACGGCCAUGUCUGCCGGCGCACGGGGUUGGCUACGCCCGAGCGGGGCCUAGCCAGCCAAUCGAAACGGAGCACGGAAGGUCCCGCGCCGUGGUCGUGUCCAAUGGGCGUAGCCCGUUCUAGCGAGGCGCGCGACGUCUGGUCGAAGUAGAGGGGGGCCCUCGCGGUUGUCACAGGUGCAGCCAGUUGGCUGGCGAACUCGAGGCGAGCGUGCUCGGGAUCGUUGUGUUUCAUGUUUCGUGUUGUUCGGUAAAGCACACCGUUUUUAACCGGUUUUAUUUCUUCUAUUCGUUCGCGUUCUCCUUGAAUCGCUCCAUCAUUUCAAGUUAUAUUUUUCCGUUGCAAUUUACUUCGAUUCGUGAAAGAUAAAUAAAAAAAAAAAAAGAAAAGAAAGAAAAAGAGUGCGGAUUUCCUAUAAUUUGUUUAUAGAAAUUUGGGUAUAUUAAAGUUGUUGGUACGGCGAAAAAUAGAUAGUAACGAGGUUUUUUGGCGGAGAAGUAAAAGAAGCAGAGAUCUCUUAAUGUGGUCCGUCGCGCGGACGCGCACGUCGCGUCUGAAAGAUCUAUCGCGAUACCGGUCUCAUCGGCGCCAUGAUCCAUCGCGGAGUGUGUAGAUCCAAAGGAAAACGACUUUAACGCGACGAAGUUUUACGAUGUGCCGGCGGUACCGGCUGGUCAGCUGAGAUACAGACAACGGUGAUAAAACGGUAUCGAAAAUUAGGAAUUCAAAUGACCAGUAGUGAUUCUAUCAUAGAAUCUGAUCAAGAAAAACAUUGAGAAAAUCGAAGGAAAAGACCGUACUGACUGCGAAAAGAUUACAUGAAAAAAUCGUUCGUAACAAACAGUGAUAACUAAAACGUGGUUCAUAGGAACGAGAGUAACGCGAAUUUGCCGAGAUAACUGGAGGCAAAUAGAAUAUAGGAGAAAAAGAGGAGCGAAUUGUCAAAAUAUCGAGUGUGUGCUGACGAAAAAAACUGGCAGCCAAGGGGGGAAGUGUGAGAAGUGCGAUUUAACGGCCGUUGGGAUAACACCGCAGUAAAAGUGGGUGCACUGGGGCCCUCGGGACCGUUCGGCCGAUACGGGCCCGUGGAAGGUGGGCCUGGUGGUGGUCCCGGGCCCGGCAAGGGAGUGGGGACAGGGGUGGCCGCAGUCGCGGCUGGGGAGGUGGAGGGCUACGGGGGCGCCGGGGGCGGGGGAGGGGGCCCCCGGGGGGGUUGGUACCCCCCGGAUAAGGGUCGCGACCCUCAGCGGGCCCUGCUGCGCACCCCUGCCCGUCACCCAAGCCUGUAACAUAGAUGCUCUCUUUCUUUUCGAAGCAGGGAGACGUGGUUUGGCGAUGCUCCUGUCAUGUGCAGGAUGCGAGAAACCAAUAAUGGAUCAGUACCUGCUGAAUGUUUUGGACCGAGCGUGGCACGUCGAGUGCGUCCGCUGCUUCGAUUGCAGAACCACGUUGCAGGACAAGUGUUUCUCGAGGGAAGCGAAGCUAUUUUGCAGAGAGGAUUUCUUCAGGCGAUACGGGACGAAAUGCAGCGGUUGCCUCCAGGGGAUAAGCCCCCAGGAUCUCGUGAGGAAGGCGAGAGACAAGGUUUUCCACCUGAAUUGCUUCACCUGCCUGGUGUGUCGGAAGCAGAUGAGCACCGGAGAGGAGCUCUAUGUCCUGGACGACAACAAGUUCGUGUGCAAGCAGGACUACCUGUCGGGCAAGCCGCUGCCGGACACGCAUCACGUGCACGGUCAUCAUGAAUCGUCCAACCUGUCGACAGGAGGAGACUCGUUGAUGGGUUCAGGAUCGGAAGACGAGGACGAGGACGGUAGUGCUCACCAUCAUCACGGUGGUGUCGGUGGCCCGCACUUGGGCCCUCACAAUCUCGGUCCAGGUGGUCCUGGUGACCAAACGGUCGGUCAUACUGGCGAUCUACCUCUUGGAAGCGAUCCUUGCAAGCAGGAAGACUCCGAGGAUCAAGCUUCCCUGGACGGUUAUCGAAACUUCGCGAUAGCUUCUUCUCGCGUACUACUAUUACGGUCCAUCGGUACGAUGACGACGCCGAUUCCCGACGACGCCCUUAGGGUCGUCCACGGAUAG